AUGGCCACAGCCCUCUCACUCUUCCUGCUCUGGGUCUGGGUCCCUGCGGUGGUCCCGGAGGAGUUUGGGGUCAACGACGGAGCAGAGGACCUCAAGGCCCUGCAGGUCUCCAUCCCACGUCACCCGGCCCUGGAGGCUGUGCUGGCUGGAGAUGUCACCAUCCCCUGUCUCAUCACCUACCUCGGCCCCCAGCCCACCGCCGGCUCGGGCGGGCGCCGGGCGGUCCUCGGGGGGACCCCCCGUGUCAAGUGGACCUUUAUCUCUGAGGGCAAGGAGGUGGAGAUCUUGGUAGCCCGAGGGGACAGGGUGAAGGUGAGUGAGGAUUAUCGCCUGCGGGCCUCCCUACCCAUCUUCCACCAGCGCUACACCAACGCCUCGCUGCUCCUCACCGAGCUCCGCCCCAACGACUCCGGGAUCUAUCGCUGCGACGUCCAGCACGGCAUCGAGGAUGGCCACGACCUGCUGCACCUCAAGGUCAAAGGGGUGGUGUUUCACUACAGGGAGGGGUCCCUGCGCUACGCUUACACCUUCGCCCAGGCUCGUGCUGCCUGUGCUCGGAUCGGUGCCCACAUCGCCACCCCCGAGCAGCUCUACGCCGCUUACCUGGGGGGCUACGAGCAGUGCGAUGCCGGCUGGAUCUCCGACCAGACCGUCAGGUAUCCCAUACACACCCCCCGGGAGCCGUGUUACGGGGACAUGAACGGCUUCCCCGGAGUGAGGAACUACGGGGUGGUGGACCCAGAGGACAUGUACGACGUGUACUGCUACACCGAGGACCUCCCAGGGGAACUCUUUUUGGAGACGGCUCCAGCCAAGUUCACUCUGGAGGAGGCUGCGGAACGGUGCCGGGCUCGGGGGGCUCAGCUGGCCCGGCCCGGACAGCUUUUUGCUGCCUGGGGGGGGGGUCUGGACGCCUGCAGCCCGGGCUGGCUGGCAGACGGCAGCGUCCGCUACCCCAUUGUCACCCCCCGGGAGCGCUGCGGGGGGGCCCUGCCCGGCGUCAAAACCAUCUUCACCUUCCGCAACCAGACGGGAUUCCCCGACGCGCGGAGCAGAUACGAUGCGUACUGCUUUCGAGAAGGGACAAACUCUUUCCCUGAGGCGUCAGGAAAAUCCCGAGCCCGGGAGCCCGAGGGCCUUCAGGAGAUUGUCACAGUGGCAGAAAAGCUGGAGGAGCUGCAGCCACCCGAGGCGCCAGUGGAGCUUGAGUCCCGCGGGGCUGUUUACGCCGUCCCCUUCUUUAAGGACCCCGAGCUGGAAAAGCCGAGCCCGUCCCCCGAAGAUGCCCCAGGGCCGGGGGGCCACCACCCCCCGCUAGACCCCUCCGUGUCCUCAGAGGAGGAGGAGGCGCGGGGCAGGGACCCCGGCGGGACAGCAGCGGAGAGCCCGGGCACGGGGCGAGAGACGGAGGGACCCACCCUGUCCCCAUCGGGGGCAGCAGAAGACAGCCAGCAGCCUCCUGGGACACCCGGGCGCGGUGGGGACAGCCCCCCUGCCACUGAGGACGCCGAGCUCUCGGGGGACGUGGCCGAAGUCCCCGGAGUGUCCCCGCUGCCCCCCGCCCCCUCUCAGCCUCUGGAGGAGGGUGAGGACCCUUCGGGGGCACAGUGGUUCCCCUCCCCCGCGGCUCCCGGGGACAGGAGGACGGUCCCGGUGGCAGAGGUGACAGCGGUGACACCGUGGCAUACGGAGGUGCCCGGCAGCAGCGGUGGGGAGGACACUGUCCCCAGACCCCCCAGCACUGAGCAGGGGGUGGCGGCUGCGCCGUCGGGAGAGGAGGACGAAGAGGAGGAGGAGGAAGAGCAGCCGGCUCCCAGCGAUGCCACCGUGGAGGGUUUCUUUGGAGCUGGAGAACCAGGUGGCUGUGUCCCCAACCCCUGCCUGAACGGAGGGACCUGCACAGAGGACAGCGACGGUGUCACCUGCCUCUGCCUGCCCGGGUACGGAGGUGGCAGCUGCGAGAGAACGCUGCGGAGCUGCAGCCCGGGCUGGGAUCGCUUCCACGGCUCCUGCUACAAACAUUUCUCCACCCGGAGGAGCUGGGAGGACGCGGAGAGCCAGUGCAGGCACUACGGGGGGCACCUGGCCACCAUCCUGACCCCCGAAGAGCAGGAAUUCAUCAACGACCAGUACAGGGAAUACCAAUGGAUCGGCUUGAACGACCGGACCAUCGAGGGCGAUUUCCAGUGGUCUGAUGGGAGCCCCUUGCUCUAUGAGAACUGGCACCCCGGGCAGCCCGACAGUUACUUCCUCUCGGGGGAGAACUGCGUGGUCAUCGUCUGGCACGACGGGGGACAGUGGAGCGACGUCCCCUGCAACUACCACCUCUCCUACACCUGCAAAAUGGGGCUGGUGCAAUGCGGGCCCCCCCCCGCCGUCCCCCACGCCCGUGCCUUUGGCAAAGCGAAGCAGCACUACGAGGUUGGGUCCAUCACACGGUUCCGGUGCCAGCCCGGGUUCCUCCAGCGCCGCUCACCCAUCGCCCGCUGCCGGGAGGACGGGACCUGGGACCCCCCCGAGCUGCUCUGCCGCCCUGGCCUGGCUCAGCCCCCCGAUGACUGAGGGAGUCCCCAGGGCAGAAGCCACCACCCUGGAGCCGGCGCAGAGGGGGACAGCCUGGAGUGGCACAAACCCUCCCCGUUGGGUGCUGCCUCCUUUGGUUGUUUUGUGUCUGUACAAAGAAAUCCCAGUAACUCAAAAUCCCCCCGAAA
Messenger RNA from Calypte anna (Anna's hummingbird), 2711 nucleotides. RefSeq names its product brevican (gene BCAN). Gene Ontology annotation, molecular function: hyaluronic acid binding. The transcript has 14 exons. The record is from RefSeq and is a predicted model, not a curated record. Bases 1 to 2562 code for a protein of 853 amino acids. NCBI's taxonomy places the organism in Eukaryota, Metazoa, Chordata, Aves, Apodiformes, Trochilidae. Gene Ontology annotation, biological process: cell adhesion.